Molecule: messenger RNA, 1883 nt
Organism: Bolinopsis microptera
Lineage: Eukaryota; Metazoa; Ctenophora; Tentaculata; Lobata; Bolinopsidae
Product: lysosomal alpha-glucosidase-like
Exons: 9
Coding region: 8-1489 (493 amino acids)
Biological process (GO): carbohydrate metabolic process
Molecular function (GO): alpha-1,4-glucosidase activity
Source: RefSeq, a predicted model, not a curated record
CCACUACAUGGACUCAGCAGGAAUAGACCAGAAGGUGUUCAUCUCCAGAACCAGCGAGGGUGAUCCUCUACAGGGGUACUACAAGAACAAGAUGGUUAAAUAUCCUGACUUUACCUCCUCAAACACCGCCACGUGGUGGCAUUCCAACCUCACCGAAUACUCUAACGGGUACGGGUUCCAUCUACACCAGAACACACCUUAUAGCCAGAUCAAUGGGUCGGUAGGAGUCUGCUCCGACUUAGCCCCUGAUGUUAACCUGGCUACGGACAUUCUCAAUUUAAGAAACCUAGAGGAGAACACACUGUGUUUGUCCGGUCUAAACAAGAAAGGAAAUCAACUGGAACUACACAACCAUUUCUCCUGCCAGCAAGCCAUGGCUACUCAGAGCGCUCUUAAACCAUAUAGCGUUAGCAAACAACCACUCGUGGUGAGCGAUGGCACUAGUCCCGGUAUUGGAGCAGUUGCCGGACAUUUCCACGAUUCUAACGUAGACAACCCUAAUGAUCUGACGGGACUUAAAGCAGCUCUCAAUGAAAUGGUUACGUUCAACUUCUUGGGAGUGACUAUUGUGGGACCUAAUAUUUGUACUAAAGAGUAUUCGACCUCUGAAGCCUGUCUGAAGUGGUACUACCUCUCCGUAAUCUCCCCUCUUGCCUGGAGUCUGAGCUCUAAUCUACCCCACCUCUUCGCUGGUGACGACACUUUCAGACAAAAAGUUUCAACCGUAUUACAGUUUAGGCAGACCCUCCUCCACUACCACUACGAUACACUCUACAAAGCCCACGUGUCAAGUGAAGUACCUCUGAGGUUCCUAACAUUUGACUACCCUGCAGAUGAGAGUGCUGGUCUAUAUCAGGAUCAGGUGCUGUUUGGAGAUGCUAUCCUCUACACUCCUAUUCUUAGAACGGGAGAGGAGUUCAGAGUAAGUUACUUACCUUCUGGAACCUGGUGUAACUGGGUAGAUGGCUCCUGCUACCACGGCCCCACUGAAGUCAAGGUUCUGGGCUCCAACUCCCCCGCUAGUUUUACAUUUUUGAAAGGUGGAACUGCGGUUAUGACUCAGAAUUCGGCUAACACUACUGAAGCAAGCCGGGAGCAGAAGGUUCGGCUGAUCGUGGUGCUCGACGAGUCCGGACAAGCCAACAGUACCAGGCUCUUUGACGACGGAGACACAGCCAACAGCUUGGACACAAAAUACUACACUCUGGUCAACUACAGGGCUGUUAAUAAUUCUCUAAGUGUUACUUUGCCACAGAGGGGAUACAGGGGAGGAGUGAUGAAAAUGAAAUACGAACGGAUACUAGUGUACGGGCUUCCCAAGAAAGUGAUCUCCGUGACCCGAGUGGAAAAGAAGCAGCAAAUCCGGGUAAGCAGUCUGGUAGCCGGAGACACCCACUUUUAUAAACUGGUCGUCUCAGACACUAAUGUUGAGAUAGAGCUAAACCAGGAGUUUGAACUCAAGUGGGAGCUUCAAGAUGGCCACGGAUGAUUCCGAUAAAUGAUGUUUUUGUCUCAACAAUGAUGCACAACAAACAAACAAUCCUACACGAAACAACUGCGACCAUCGUAACCAAUCGAAAAUGUAAAUAGAAUAAAACGUGUGUGGAGUCUUAAAGUUAAAGCUUAGAGGAGAACAGCUGAAUAAAACUCACAAAGCAUAUAUUGUGAUAGUGUUACUCUGUCAAUGGGCUCUAAAGGGUAUAACUUUAAAAUGCUGGAGCAGCGGGCGUUAUGAUAUAACAGAUUACAGACGCAAACCUUUUGACGUGCAAAAUUCCUGGAGGGGAAUUGCACUGCUUGACACUAGCAAUAUUUCUUGACUUUGACACAUGCAAGUGGCAAGUUUGCCUGAAUUAUUUAUUUCCCGACAAAUUUGUUAUAUC